This is a messenger RNA of Jaculus jaculus (lesser Egyptian jerboa), 7298 nucleotides long. RefSeq names its product sperm associated antigen 9 (gene Spag9). Gene Ontology annotation, molecular function: signaling receptor complex adaptor activity; JUN kinase binding; kinesin binding. Bases 18 to 4025 code for a protein of 1335 amino acids. Gene Ontology annotation, cellular component: cytoplasm. The record is from RefSeq and is a predicted model, not a curated record. Gene Ontology annotation, biological process: vesicle-mediated transport. The transcript is spliced from 33 exons. NCBI's taxonomy places the organism in Eukaryota, Metazoa, Chordata, Mammalia, Rodentia, Dipodidae.
GCCGCCCGCCUGCCACCAUGGAGCUGGAGGACGGGGUGGUGUACCAGGAGGAGCCCGGAGGCUCCGGGGCCGUGAUGUCGGAGCGGGUGUCCGGCCUGGCGGGGUCCAUCUACCGCGAAUUCGAGCGUCUCAUCGGGCGCUACGACGAGGAGGUGGUCAAGGAGCUGAUGCCACUGGUGGUGGCCGUGCUGGAGAACCUGGACUCGGUGUUCGCGCAGGACCAGGAGCACCAGGUGGAGCUGGAGCUGCUGCGGGACGACAACGAGCAGCUCAUCACCCAGUACGAGCGGGAGAAGGCGCUGCGCAAGCACGCCGAGGAGAAAUUCAUUGAAUUUGAAGACUCUCAAGAACAGGAAAAAAAGGAUUUACAGACCCGAGUGGAAUCUCUAGAAUCUCAAACAAGACAACUUGAACUGAAAGCAAAAAACUAUGCUGACCAGAUUAGCAGACUUGAAGAAAGAGAAGCAGAAUUGAAGAAGGAAUAUAAUGCAUUACAUCAGAGACACACUGAGAUGAUCCAUAAUUAUAUGGAACAUUUAGAAAGGACGAAACUUCAUCAGCUGUCAGGGACGGAGCAGCUAGAGUCUGCGGCUCAUAGUAGAAUCAGAAAAGAGCGCCCUAUAUCAUUGGGGAUUUUCCCAUUACCUGCUGGCGAUGGAUUGCUUACACCUGACACUCAGAAAGGAGGUGAGACCCCAGGGUCAGAGCAAUGGAAAUUUCAGGAAUUAAGCCAGCCACGUUCUCAUACCAGCCUGAAGGAGAUAAAGACUCAACAGGAUGAACUUUCUGACAUCAGCCAGGGUGGAUCUAAAGCUACCACUCCAGCUUCAACAGCAAAUUCUGAUGUGUCCGCAAUUCCUCCUGACACUCCUUUAAAGGAAGAUAAUGAAGGGUCUGUGCAGGGCUCAAAUACGCCACAUAAGUCAGACAUAAGUAAGCACACUGAAGUACAGGUAGCCCAAGAAACUAGAAAUGUCUCUACAGGUUCUGCUGAGAAUGAAGAGAAAUCAGAAGUUCAAGCAAUCAUUGAAUCUACUCCUGAAUUGGAUAUGGACAAAGAUCUUAGUGGAUAUAAAGGCUCAAGCACUCCCACCAAGGGCAUAGAGAACAAAGCUUUUGAUCGCAAUACUGAAUCUCUCUUUGAAGAACUGUCUUCAGCUGGCUCAGGCCUCAUUGGAGAUGUGGAUGAAGGAGCAGAUUUACUAGGGGAAUAUUCUGACCAUAAUUUCUUUGGAAUGGGUCGUGAAGUUGAAAAUCUUAUACUAGAGAAUACGCAAUUGUUGGAAACCAAAAAUGCUUUGAAUGUAGUGAAGAAUGAUUUAAUAGCAAAAGUGGAUGAGCUAACCUGUGAGAAGGACGUGCUGCAGGGGGAGCUGGAGGCUGUGAAGCUAGCCAAACUGAAGCUAGAGGAAAAGAACAAAGAGCUGGAGGAGGAGCUCAGGAAAGCUCGUGCAGAAGCUGAGGAUGCAAGGCAAAAAGCAAAAGAUGAUGAUGAUAGUGAUAUUCCCACAGCCCAGCGAAAGCGGUUUACUCGGGUGGAAAUGGCCCGUGUUCUUAUGGAGAGAAAUCAAUAUAAAGAGAGGCUAAUGGAGCUUCAAGAAGCUGUUCGAUGGACAGAGAUGAUCCGUGCAUCACGAGAAAAUCCAGCUAUGCAAGAAAAAAAAAGGUCAAGCAUCUGGCAGUUUUUCAGCCGACUUUUCAGCUCUUCAAGUAAUACAACAAAGAAACCUGAACCACCUGUUAAUCUGAAGUACAAUGCACCCACUUCUCAUGUUACUCCUUCUGUUAAGAAAAGAAGCAGCACCUUAUCUCAGCUCCCUGGGGAUAAGUCCAAAGCUUUUGAUUUCCUUAGCGAAGAAACCGAGGCUACUUUAGCCUCACGCAGAGAACAGAAGAGAGAGCAGUAUCGGCAAGUGAAGGCACAUGUGCAGAAGGAAGACGGUAGAGUGCAAGCUUUCGGCUGGAGUCUGCCACAGAAGUACAAACAGGCAACCAAUGGUCAAGGUGAAAAUAAGAUGAAAAAUUUACCUGUGCCUGUCUAUCUGAGACCUCUGGAUGAGAAAGAUAUAUCCAUGAAGCUGUGGUGUGCUGUUGGAGUCAAUUUAUCUGGUGGCAAGACCAGAGAUGGUGGUUCCGUUGUUGGAGCAAGUGUAUUUUAUAAGGACGUUGCUGGUUUGGAUACCGAAGGCAGUAAACAACGCAGUGCAUCGCAGAGUAGUUUAGAUAAGUUGGAUCAGGAACUUAAGGAACAGCAGAAGGAGUUGAAAAAUCAAGAAGAACUGUCCAGUCAAGUGUGGAUCUGUACCAGCACACAUUCAGCCACAAGAGUUAUCAUCAUUGAUGCUGUUCAGCCAGGCAACAUCCUAGACAGUUUUACUGUGUGCAACGCUCAUGUGCUGUGUAUUGCUAGCGUCCCAGGAGCCCGGGAAACAGACUACCCUGCAGGAGAAGAGCUUUCAGAAUCUGGUCAGGUUGACAAAGCGUCCUUGUGUGGAAGCAUGACAAGCAACAGUUCAGCAGAGACAGACAGCUUGUUGGGAGGAAUCACUGUGGUUGGUUGUUCUACAGAAGGUGUGACAGGAACUGCCACUUCCCCUAGUACCAAUGGUGCUUCUCCGGUUGUAGAGAAAACCCCAGACAUGGAAGCAGAAAAUAGUGAGGUUGAUGAAAAUGUUCCAACAGCAGAAGAAGCUACAGAAGCCACAGAAGGCAAUGCAGAGUCCACUGAAGACGCUGUGGACACCACACAGACUGGUGUGUACACAGAGCAUGUGUUUACAGAUCCGCUGGGAGUUCAAGUCCCAGAAGACCUCUCUCCAGUGUUUCAGUCAAGUAAUGACUCUGAUAUGUAUAAAGAUCAGAUACCAGUAUUGCCAAAUGAACAAGACCUGGUGAGAGAAGAAGCCCAGAAAAUGAGUAGUCUCUUACCAACCAUGUGGCUUGGAGCUCAAAAUGGCUGUUUGUAUGUCCACUCGUCUGUGGCCCAGUGGAGGAAGUGUCUCCAUUCCAUUAAGCUCAAAGACUCCAUUCUCAGUAUUGUACAUGUGAAAGGAAUUGUGUUAGUGGCCCUGGCUGAUGGCACCCUUGCAAUCUUCCACAGAGGAGUUGAUGGGCAGUGGGACUUGUCAAACUAUCACCUCUUAGACCUUGGACGUCCUCACCAUUCCAUCCGCUGCAUGACUGUAGUUCAUGACAAAGUCUGGUGUGGCUAUAGGAACAAAAUCUAUGUGGUUCAGCCAAAGGCUAUGAAGAUAGAGAAAUCAUUUGACGCACACCCCAGGAAGGAGAGUCAAGUAAGACAGCUUGCAUGGGUGGGCGACGGUGUGUGGGUCUCCAUUCGCUUGGAUUCCACGCUCCGUCUCUAUCAUGCACACACUUACCAACAUCUACAAGAUGUGGACAUUGAGCCUUAUGUAAGCAAAAUGUUAGGUACUGGGAAACUGGGCUUCUCCUUUGUGAGGAUCACAGCCCUGAUGGUGUCUUGCAAUCGUCUGUGGGUGGGGACAGGAAAUGGUGUCAUUAUCUCCAUCCCAUUGACAGAAACCGUAAUCCUCCACCAGGGACGCUUACUGGGGCUGAGGGCAAAUAAAACUUCAGGAGCACCAGGUAACCGUCCUGGAAGUGUAAUCCGUGUAUAUGGUGAUGAAAAUAGUGAUAAAGUGACUCCAGGGACAUUCAUACCCUAUUGCUCAAUGGCCCAUGCACAACUCUGCUUCCAUGGACACAGGGAUGCUGUGAAAUUCUUUGUAGCAGUCCCAGGUCAAGUAAUUAGCCCACAGAGUAGCAGUAGUGGCACAGAUCUGACAGGUGAAAAAGCUGGGCCGUGUGCACAGGAGCCCGGCAGCCAGGCACCCUUGAAGUCUAUGCUUGUCAUCAGUGGCGGAGAAGGCUACAUUGAUUUCCGGAUGGGCGAUGAAGGCGGAGAAUCUGAACUUCUUGGAGAGGAUCUUCCACCAGAACCUUCUGUCACCAAAGCAGAAAGGAGUCACUUGAUAGUGUGGCAAGUGAUGUACGGGAGUGAGUGAGCCCUAGAAAACAGGUGAUGGGGAAGCUGUCUCUUGUGCAUGAUUUAUUUUCCCUUUAUUUAAGGCUCUUUUGUGAAAUGAGUUUCACCACAAAAUGUGUGAGCAUUUUUUCCCUGUUAACUUUAUAUUAGAAAAUCUGUCCUGUGGAAACAGUACAGAGGAAUGAGCUAUUUUACUGCACCAGUGUUAUGGGAAAUUUCAGUAUAUCAUGAACAAAUCAAAGAAUGUUGACUUUCUGCAAACUGGUGAAUUACAGAAAGCAAUCCAGAUGUCUAAUGUCACUCACUUCAUUUGAUGGGGUCACUUUUUGGUUGUCACUAAUAAUGGAACUAAUGGAAAACACUUAAUAAAUGAAACUGUACUGUGAGUACAAUAGCAAAAUUUACCCACUGUAUUAUAAAAUUGACACACACUAAUACCAGAUGGAUUAUCAAGAUUAAUCUAAAUGUCCCAAGAGGGCUAAAAGCUAACUGUAAAUUACUUUAACUUUCACUUUCAAAUCUGACAAAUCUUGUUUAUAUGGUAUAUAAACUUUGUUUUCAUCAGACUUGGGGGGGUUUAUAUUAAAGAAAUUAAGGCUACACUAUUUAAAUAAAACUUUCUUGUUCCUGUCUUAUUAGAGCUCUACAGUUUAUGGAGGCUGCUUCCCUGAAUAUUCUGACUUUUAUUUUGAAACUAGUUUCACUCAUUUUCAUAGUGACAUGCCUAAGAAGUAUACUACAUGAAGCUUAGAGGAUGUUUUGGGAAGCUCUGAGGAUACUUUAGCAAUGAGAGAAUUUAUUAAAUGGAAGUUAUGUUGAAUUUGUAUUUCUACUUCAGAGGAUGGUGGUAGUUGACUCAGUUUUAUUCCAUGUAAAAAAUUCCCCUGUUUAGUCAAAGGUUCCUGGGCUGCACUUACCUGCUGCUGAGAGUAAAAGCACAGCAGCGCUGGGUCCAGCCUGACCGCCUGAGCACAGCGUGGUUGGAAAAGCUGUGUUCUUUGGUUCUGUACAGAACUCCAAAAAGCUAGCACUUGCUCAAUAUCUUGGGCAUAAAUUACACAUUUAAGCCUUUGUAUCCUUUUCUGCUUAAACUGCUAUCUUCAAGGAUGAUAUUAUCCUGCAGGGGACUGAGACAAAGGCAAGCCUCUGAAGACAGGGUUAGCAUUGUGUCUUCUCAUUCAUGAUGUCCAUCUUAAAACACACACUAACGUUUAGUUUGAACUGAUGUUCUUAUUUAAUAUGUUUUUAAAACCAUGCUAUAGUUUUUUCUCCUCUCUCAAGCUUCUUUAAUAUGUAUGUUUUACAAUUUCUUAUCCAUUAUUUUAGCAAAGUUAAACAUAAUUUUAUGUGCUAUUUAAAAAAUAUAUAAACAUAUAGGAAAUAGGACUUCCAGUCAUUGGAAGGACCAUAUCAAAAACAAGAAAGCAAACAAAGGUUCCACAUUGUCUUAGCAUUCUUAAGUACUGGGAUUUUUUUCCCCAGAGUUUUAUGCAAAGAUAUCUGUAAAAGUAUCCCAGUGGCUUGUGCAUACACAUGAUUAGGCUAGAUUAUAAGAUACAUGAACUUAAUGAAUCUGGGAGGCUUAGGAUCCAUUUAGCCACAUGUGUCAAUAAGCACAUUUUAUAUACACUAAAAUUGUGGCCAUUGUAUGUUUUAAAAGGAAAAAACUUGUUUUGGUAAAAGCUAUAUUUAGGGGACAAUUUUUUGCUUGAGCUACUUAGGCACUUUUCUUCAGGGCACAAAACCUAGGUCACUUUUCCAUAGCUUGUUUGCUAUGUUUUUAUUUUAAAUCUGAGCCAUUUGGGCAGUGUUUUAAGCAUUAUUGAACAUUUAUUGGAAAUGUGUAAAUUUAUAAGAUGACACCAAAGUAUUUGGGAAUUUUAAUCCCAAGAACGAAGCAUCAGAGUCAGUCAGAAGCUGCCUACAAAUAUAUGACCAAAUGGAGUUUAGGAGAUCAGACACUAAAAGGAAUGAGAUGUUACAAUGGUGGUGAUUGUUCUUUUAAGCUCACUGACUGACUUCGCAGAAUAUAGUGUGUGGUUAUUUUCAUCUGCAGUUAGCAGGUUAUCUGUGGCCCUGUUCACCAGUUUCAGGGACUAGAGAAAACAAACACACAUGUACAAUUUGUUUUAAAGGCUAUGCUUAUGUGUGUGAUUUCAGUUAAACAUUUUUGUCUCUCCCCCCCCCCACAAUAUUCUUGUUUACUUUAGUCAAAGAGGUAACUUUAGAAGAAGUUCCAGAAUGUAAGCUUUCUCCCAAUCACCAGAGGGCUAAAAGCUGCCUUAGCUGCCACGGCAAGAGCAGAGAGGAGGUUUCAGUGAUGGGAAGAUACCAGGGUCUUGAGAAAGCUCAUUUUGUUAUAGAUGAGGGUGAACCAUAUGAAAUAUCCAUUGCUGAGCUCUAGACAUGCCAGCAUUAUGUGCCUCAGCCUCGGAUAGAUCCCUGAAGCGAAGGUAGAAAACUUUGUAGGAACUCAGUGGAGAGAUUUUCCUCUAACUUGUUGUAUCUAAAUUGUUAAAAUAGGAAUGAGUCUCUUAAAAGUUGCAGCUUGUUAAGAUUGGAAAACAUUCUAGCAUAAAAUAUGCAACACAUGGCUUUUCAGGUGAAGUGUGUUUGCAUAGAAAAGGUUAAAGCACUUGUGGUUGCAAUACUGUUUAAGUCUUAUAAAGGUGUUCCUAAAUUUGAGAAGAGACCACUAACAUGCAACCUUCGCAAAAAAAAAACAAAAACAAAGUAUCUGAUACUUUCCUAGAAGAGAAUGUGUGUCUUACAAAUGCCAUGGAACUGAAUAUUUCCUUGUGAGUAUUAUGACCAUUACCAAAGGACUCAGCCAGACUUAGGGCUCUUCUAAAUUGAUCAUGUUGAGAAAGGGACCUGUUUGGUCCAACUUUGUAACAUGGGAAGUGAAGGAGAUAAAAGUAAAUGUUGAACUCAUGAAACUUUUCUAACAGGGUUAUGCUGUUCUGUAAUACUAGAUGUCUUUCUUUCUCCUAAAAAUUAUGAAGUUUUAUUAAUAAUUUUGUCCUAUGUUUCUCGAUAUUUGAAUAUAUUUUUAACCACUUAUGUUCUAAAUUUUUUGGCCUAGAUAUCUUAUCAAGAACUUUACUUGCCUCUAAAAAACAGCUGUAGAAUGUCAAACUUGCUGUUUCUUAGAGGCCAAGGCUUCAUUUCUAUGAGCAAAAAGCUCAUUUAGCAAUGUAGUUACUUCAGUAUUUAUUUCUAUUAUGGAAUCCCUGGGGUUCAGAAUGUAACUUUGUACAUGAAAUAUAUAUAAAUAUGUAUAUGAAACAUG